AUGGACACAACGAAUGUUUUAUGCAUUCCUCAAGCUUAUAUUGAAACGUAUUUCGUUGUCAAAUCACUGCUAUGGAGUGUUCUGUUGGCUCUCUGGCUUGCCGUUUUCUUUGUGUUGGUGAAUUUCGAGGCUACGCGAAAAUUCCUUCAAAAACAUCCCGAUCUGUGCAGUUUUAACAUGUUCAAAGCGUCGGGACCAACUGAACAACAGAUAGAGCAAGCUUCGUUCACGUAUUGGCUCUUUGGCGAGGGAUGGGACGAUAAACUGCCACCUGGUGAACAACACUCCACACCUCCAAACAAAAAGGUGACUGUACGUUGUGAUGGACCUGAUGCUGGCUACAUAGCAACUUCUGCAUGUAUAAUCUCGUCGGCACUAACGGUUCUAAAAGAUGCGGAUAAAAUGCCGAGCGGUGGUGGCGCUUUCACAACUGCUGAAGCAUUCAAGAAGACUGGUAUCUACGAAAGACUGGCCAAUUUCGGUAUCACAUUCAAAAUUGUCGAAAACAUGGCGUAA
Anisakis simplex (herring worm) is the source of this 516-nucleotide messenger RNA. NCBI's taxonomy places the organism in Eukaryota, Metazoa, Nematoda, Chromadorea, Rhabditida, Anisakidae. The record is from the annotation of a GenBank genome assembly.